Messenger RNA from Phycodurus eques (leafy seadragon), 4789 nucleotides. RefSeq names its product reticulon-4 receptor-like 1 (gene rtn4rl1a). Bases 251 to 1582 code for a protein of 443 amino acids. The transcript is spliced from 3 exons. Gene Ontology annotation, cellular component: plasma membrane. The record is from RefSeq and is a predicted model, not a curated record. Gene Ontology annotation, molecular function: protein binding. NCBI's taxonomy places the organism in Eukaryota, Metazoa, Chordata, Actinopteri, Syngnathiformes, Syngnathidae.
AGGGAGGAGUGGAGCAGCUGCCGGCGUGCUGAGAGUCCGCACAAAAAACGACGAAGAAGCCGAGGAGGACGACGGCGACGGCGUGCUUCAUCGCGUCAAGUCCCGCCGCCGCCGCCGCCGCCGCCGCCGCCGCCGCCAUUUGUCGGAAGAAAUUUCGCAAAAGUCACUCGGAACCGGCGGCGCCGCCGCUUCACUUUGACCGACGCGGGGAGGAGGAGCAUGCUGCUCCCGCGCGGACCAAGAUUCUAGAAUGUUCACCCGCCGUUGCGGCGGUGCGGAGCUGCUGCUGGUUCUGUGCGGCCUGGACGCGUCGCUGCCGUGCCCGCUCCACUGCAUCUGCUACACGUCGCCCAGCACCGUGUCGUGCCAGGCGCACGACUUCCAGGCCGUGCCCGAGGGCAUCCCGCCCGACAGCCGGCGCAUCUUCCUGCAGAACAACGAGAUCGGCCGGCUCCUGCGCGGACACUUCCCGCCGGCCGCCGCCAUGCUGUGGCUGUACUCCAACAACAUCUCGUACAUUCAGCCGUCCGCCUUCCACGGCUUCCGGCUGCUGGAGGAGCUGGACCUGGGCGACAACCGCCACCUGAAGGCGGUCGGCGCUGAAACCUUCCGGGGUCUGGACCGACUCCGCGCCUUGCACCUGUACCGCUGCGGUCUGCUCAGCCUGCCGCCGGGCGUCUUUGCCGACCUCCACGACCUCCAGUAUCUCUACCUGCAGGACAACCAGUUGGAGUUCCUGGAGGACGACCUGUUCAUUGACCUGCUGAACCUCAGCCAUCUGUUCCUGCACGGCAACCGCCUGUGGAGCCUCCACCAGAACACCUUCCGGGGCCUGGGCGCCUUGGACCGCCUGCUCCUGCACCAGAACCGCAUCCAGUGGGUGGACCGGCAGGCUUUUCAUGACCUGGGGCGCCUCACCACGCUCUACUUGUUCAACAACUCCCUGACGGAGAUGUCGGCGGGGAGCCUGGCUCUCCUGCCUUCCCUCGAGUACCUCCGCCUCAACGACAACCCUUGGGACUGCGACUGUGAGGCGCUGCCUCUUUGGGACUGGCUGCGGAACUUCCGAGGCUCCACUUCUUCAUUGGUGUGCGUUUCGCCUCCAGAGAUGGAGGGGAAAGACUUGAAGAUGCUGAGGAAGGAGGAGCUACCCACUUGUCUGAAGGGAGAGGGCGGGGCAGGCGGUGUCGCCGGUGGCGAUUCAUUGAACCACCUGAAUCGUCACCGGAACCGCCACAACCAACACCAGCGACCGUACCUGCCCCACGGUGAUCAGCACAACCUACCGCCACCCUCAACCUUGCCACGGCCACCCAAGGGGGGCCGCGGAAACUGCACCCGGCGGGGGCGCAAGGCCAAAGUGGGGCCCAACGAGGUGCGGCUGCUUGGCAAGGGGAGGGAGAAAGACUUCAGGGGUAAACAUGACGGGAUGACCACUGCCAGGAGGAAGAACAAGUGUUUGCCAAGAACUUCGGUGGGCCCCCCCAGUGGGGUCCAGAGGGCCACUAGUGCGGCGGCGGCACCCUUUGCUGGGGCCUUUUUCUGUUUAGCGCUGCUAGCAUCACUGCUAACUCUGCACUGACCCAAGACUUGGUCACUUUUGACUGCUUUGUUUGGACCUCGUAAAAGGCACUCACAAGUCCAUUGUCAAAAGUACAAAGGCCCAGAACGUGUACCGUGUACAGUCCAGAAUUUGUGCAAUUUUCAAGCAGAUCAUUUUGGAAAUGUCUCAGUCAGGGAAAAUAACAUACUCCUUUGAUGUCUGUGUAGAUUCUCCGUCAUUCAGGUCAUGAUAAUCCACAAAGGUUGAAUGGAGGCUGCUGGACUUGUCCUUGUUUGUUGAAGUCAUUUCACCUUUGUUCCAAAAUGCUUCAGUUCUUAAUUUUAGGUGUGGCGUCUCGCUGUUAAUGGCUCUGGUGGGUGUAUCCCAUUAGGGCGAUCAUUUGCAUCUUGCGUCUGUCCUGAUACCCCCCCCCCCCCCCUCCCCCCAAGACAGUUGGUCAUGAUGGUCGUUCCCCAGCCAUGACUGGCAAUGCCAACAACGCCAGAGACAUACUAAAUAGUGAGACUCCGCAUCUAAGAUUUAGAACUCAAGAAGCCUUUUGGAUUAAACAAAAACAAGAGUCCAGUUGCCUCCAUUCAACUUUUGCGGAUUACAAUUCUGAGGUGUACAUAGGAAAGUUGGUACACAGUGGGAGUGCCUAACAAGGACCUCUCCAUCCUCAAACAUGGAGACUUACCGUCAAACUUCUCGAGAAGGUUUUCCUAAAUGCUAGAUCUCGGACGGUGCCCCAUCAAUGGGCUGCUUGGCCAUGUUUAUGGUUUUGGGACCGUGGUUCAUGGCCCAAGUCCUGUUCUUGGUUAUAGCCUAUGGUCUUGACCAGAGUCAGUGUCUAGACUGUAGAUCAUGGUUAUGGUCCAUGGUCUUGGAUCUGGGUCUUAGGCCUGUUUUUUUUUUUUUUUUUUUUUCCCCUUUGACUAUGACCACAAUCAUGCCAACACAAGCACAAAGUCAUGUUCUUGGUUAUAGCCCAUGGUCUUGGCCAGAGUCAGUGUCUUGACUGUAGAUCAUGGUUAUAGUCCAUGGUCUUGGAUCUCAGGCCUGUUUUUUUUUUUUCUUUGACUAUGACCACAAUCAUGCCAACACAAGCACCAAGAUUUUUUUGUGUGUGUUAAGAAGACCACUGGAGAUAAACUGGUGACCAGGAGUGGGGAUGCUUGUGUAAUGUCACCUGAUGAUGUCACCUUGGUGGUGUGCGAUGUCACUUGUAUCUUCUGUCCUGCGAAGAGGUUGUAAAAGUUGAAAUCCUGUUCUUGUUUCUCCUCAAACCUCAACUCUUCCAGUCCUGUUUUUACCUCCAUUCUCUCCUUAUCUCCAUCUUCACCUCCUUUCGCAUCAAUUCCCCCCGUCAUCUCCUCUGCCCCCAACUCUUUCAUUCUCCUCCAUCGUCUCCCACAGCAAAUUUCUAAACCGCUCUUCCACCUUUUUCUCAUCUCCUCCACUCAUUUCUCUCUCUAUCCUCAGCUCCCCACAACACAUCUCCUCCAACCUGUCUUUUCCAUUUUCACCUUUUCCUUUGUCUUCUGCUUUCAAAGCCAAUCUUCUCCAGCUUCACCUCCUGCAACUCUCAUUUUCCACUCAACUCCUCCACCGUUACCGCUCUUUUCCAUAUCAUCCUGCAGUCUCCUCCCCCUUUAUCUCCUAUCUUCUCCAGUUCGACCACAUUGUCACCAUCUUCACUGUCUCACAUUCCUUUCUCCUCCACCGCCUCCAUCCUUACCUUUCCCUUUAAUACCUCCCAUCCACCUUCACUUGCUAUUUUCUCGUUUCACUUCAUGUUACUGUCUUUUGCUCCUCCCUUUCCAUGUCCUCCACCAUUAUAUCCUAGCUCCUCCUGUUUUCCUGUCUCUUCCUUUCUCCUCCACCCUUGCCUCCUAUCUUCUCCAGUUUCACCACCUGCUGUCACCAUCUUCUCCUCCUCCUCAACGAUCCCCCCAUCUAUGUUCCAUUAUCACCCCCACCAUAUAUCUCCAUCACCACCUCCUCCCUUACACGACACAAAUACACAGUUUCUAAAUAAAAAAAUAAACAGGUGUCCUCAAACAACUGCGUCCUGCUCUUAGUGCGUGUGUGUGUGUAUAAGAGAGUCCUGCUAAUAAAUGAGCUGAGGCACAUUGAUAAGCCAAAGAGAGAAAACAAUAAUAGGCAAAAAAAGAAGAGAAAGAAGUAUUUUGGCCUCUCUGGUGUCCUACUUUCGCUGUCAUAUCAAAUAUGCGGCGCACGCACACUCACGUGGUGUUGUCAGGGCGUAUUAGUGGUGAGGGGGGUGUCAGGUCAAAGAGUGUCAGCAUUAGCAAUGUUAGUGUUCUGCAGUCACUUUCUUUGUAGAGUAUGAGAAGGCCGGCAGUCCAGUGGGAGGAAGAAGAAAAGUAGGAGGACAAGGCAGUGAAGGGGAAAAUGAAGAGGUGGCGGUGAAGAAGAGAAGUGGUGGUGGUGAAAGAGGACAAGUUGGAGAAAGGGGUGGAGGAUGAAUAGGUGGAGAAAGAAGAAGGGUGGCGGGAGAUGGAGGGGUGGAACAGGAGAGGGCGGAGGACGAAGAGGAGAAGGGAGCGAAGGAGGAAGGACAAUGAAGAGGAGGUGCGGGAGCUGAGUAGGAUGGUGCUCGUAAAAUUAAAAAAAAAUAAAUAAAUAAAUAAAAAUAAAAAAAAGGGGCUACGACGAGUAUCAAGAGUUCAAUUUCAGGCGCAUAACUGCUGUGCCUUGGCAGACGUUUUUGGUCGGAUAUUCCUAUCGGGCUCGAUGGCACUAGACUAAAACAUUCAACAAGAUUCCCUCACCAGAUGAAUACCUUUCAGAAUUUUUAUUAUAACUCCGUGCGUGCGUGAGAGACUGAGAAACUGGAGCAGUCCUCAGGAGGAGGCGGCGGCCAUGUUCUCGUUAAGGCUUUCAAUUAAAGCCUGCCGCUUGUCCAUCACAGGAAGGAGCGGAAGACGCGAAGAACGGCAUAGCCAUAGACGGGCUAAUGAAUUGAAUCUAAUGUAUGUAGCGGCGUUGGCACGCUUCAAGGAGUGGAUAUUUCAACGCAAACAGUGCAGCAACAUAUGUAGAUGAACAAUGGCACUACAGUCACAGGUAUUCGUCAUCCUCUGCGAACAAUGACAAAGACUACAGUGGCUUACAGGGGAGUAAUUUGUGUCCAUCUGGAUGUGUAUUCUGUGCAUAUGUAUUACACUGCCCCCAGGUGGCCAAGGGGCUCACACCAGAGGAAGAAGCGCAAUGUCCACUGAA